Molecule: messenger RNA, 719 nt
Organism: Electrophorus electricus (electric eel)
Lineage: Eukaryota; Metazoa; Chordata; Actinopteri; Gymnotiformes; Gymnotidae
Gene: tmsb1
Product: thymosin beta 1
Biological process (GO): regulation of cell migration; actin filament organization
Cellular component (GO): cytoplasm
Molecular function (GO): actin monomer binding
Source: RefSeq, a predicted model, not a curated record
CACGGUGCAGCGCGUGAUUUACUAUUUAAACAGGUUGACUUCCGUGGAUUACGCAUUUCAUAAAAAAAAAAAAAAAAAAAGAUUAUAUAAAACACAUUUUGUGAAGGACUCAGGGGAGGACACUACCAGGUAAGAGCAUCCAAAAUGAGUGACAACCCCGUCAAGGAUGAGGUCCAGAACUUCGACAAGAAGUGUCUAAAAAAGACAUGCACGGCAGAGAAGAACACCCUUCCAACUAAGGAGGAUAUUGAGAAGGAGAAGGCGGCAGCAGAGGUGGGGAAAUGAGAACCUGGUGUGCUGGCUCAUCAUGCCCCUCUUUCUCAUGCUCCUCCCAGUCCUCCUCCAUUUUUAAGAGAAUUGACUCGAUCACCACCUUUUUACUUUAUGUAUUGUAAAUCCAUGUUUAAAUCAUUGCAGUGUCCCACAGUGCUGUGGCCAAGGAGGAGUCCAAGUUUUGAGUGGAUGAUGCCAGUUGUAAAGCCAUGUAUAAUUGCAGCUGUGAUUAUUCUGAAAAUUUUAUCUUGCAUUUGUUAGUGGGAAAAGAUGACCUAAGAGCAUUUGAGCAAUCAGGCGCAUGUAUAUUGCUUGUUGCCAACAAACUGUCAACUAUGCCCAUGCCCAUGUCAGUGUCUGUAUCUGGUGCCAUUCUGGAUGAGCUGUUGAAUAAAUGACAUGUAAAAUGCGAUUUGUUUUUUUGUUUGUUUUGUUUUUUUUUUUUU